AUGACUCAGGUUGCCCCUGUUGACUUGCGGAAGAAGCCAGCCCCUCACCUCGCCUCCCUGUCUGGCGAGCAACAACCAAUCAUCCCCUCACCUCGCCUCCCUGUCUGGCGACCAACAACCAGCCAGCCCCUCACCUCGCCUCCCUGCCUGGCGAACAACCAACAACCAAUCAUCCCAACCCAGCCAUCCCACCUCGCCUCCCUGUCUGGCGAGCAACAACCAGCCAGCCCCUCACCUCUCGCCUCCCCUGCCAACAACCAAUCAUCCCCUCACCUCGCCUCCCUGUCUGGCGACCAACAACCAGCCAGCCCCUCACCUCGCCUCCCUGCCUGGCCACCAACAACCAAUCAUCCCCUCACCUCGCCUCCCUGUCUGGCGACCAACAACCAGCCAGCCCCUCACCUCGCCUCCCUGCCUGGCGACCAACAACCAGCAGCCCCUCACCUCGCCUCCCCUGUCUGGCGACCAACAACAACCUCGCCUCCCCCCUCCUCAACCCUGUCUGGCGACCACCAACCAGCCAGCCCCUCACCUCACCUCGCCUCCCUGUCUGGCCUCACCCUGCCUCUGGGCGACCACCAACAGCCACCAGCCUCCCCUGUCUGGCGACCCCCAACCAGCCAGCCCUCACCUCGCCUCCCCUGUCUGGCGACCAACAACCAGCCAUCCCUCACCUCGCCUCCCUGUCACGACCAACAACCAGCCAUCCCCUCACCUCGCCUCCCUGUCUGGCGACCAACAACCAAUCAUCCCCUCACCUCGCCUCCCUGUCUGGCGACCAACAACCAGCCAGCCCCUCACCUCGCCUCCCUGUCUGGCGACCAACAACCAGCCAGCCCCUCCCUGUCCUCGCCUCCUCCCCUCGCCUCCCUGGGCGACCAACAACCAGCCAGCCCUCUCCGCCUCCCCUCUGCCUCCCCUCACCUCGCCUCCUCCCUCUGGCGACCAACAACCAGCCAGCCCCUCACCUCGCCUCCCUGUCUGGCGAGCAACAACCAGCCAGCCCCUCACCUCGCCUCCCUGUCUGGCGACCAACAACCAGCCAGCCCCUCACCUCGCCUCCCUGUCUGGCCCCUCACCUCGCCUCCCUGUCUGGCGACCAACAGCCAGCACCUCGCCAGGCGACCAACAACCUCACCUCGCCUCCCUGUCUGGCGACCAACAACCAGCCAGCCCCUCACCUCGCCUCCCUGUCUGGCGACCAACAACCCAGCCCUCGCCUCCCUGUCUGGCGACCACCAACAACCAGCCAGCCAGCCCCUCACCUCGCCUCCCUGUCUGGCGACCAACAACCAGCCAGCCCCUCACCUCGCCUCCCUGUCUGGCGACCAACAACCAGCCAGCCCCUCACCUCGCCUCCCUGUCUGGCGACCAACAACCAGCCAGCCCCUCACCUCGCCUCCCUGUCUGGCGACCAACAACCAGCCAGCCCUCACCUCGCCUCCCUGUCUGGCGACCAACCAGCCAGCCCCUCACCUCGCCUCCUCGCCUCCCUGUCUGGCGACCAACAACCAGCCAGCCCCUCACCUCGCCUCCCUGUCUGGCGACCACCAACCAGCCAGCCCCUCACCUCGCCUCCCUGUCUGGCGACCACCAGCCAGCCAGCCCCUCACCUCGCCUCCCUGUCUGGCGACCACCAACCAGCCAGCCCCUCACCUCGCCUCCUAG
Messenger RNA from Haliotis rubra (blacklip abalone), 1668 nucleotides. RefSeq names its product extensin-like. The record is from RefSeq and is a predicted model, not a curated record. The transcript is spliced from 2 exons. The coding region runs from base 1 to 1668 and encodes 555 amino acids. Lineage: Eukaryota; Metazoa; Mollusca; Gastropoda; Lepetellida; Haliotidae.